Messenger RNA from Notolabrus celidotus (New Zealand spotty), 3174 nucleotides. It is a transcript of the gene ppp3ca, whose product is annotated as protein phosphatase 3, catalytic subunit, alpha isozyme. Gene Ontology annotation, biological process: calcineurin-NFAT signaling cascade. Bases 362 to 1930 code for a protein of 522 amino acids. Gene Ontology annotation, cellular component: calcineurin complex; cytosol; cytoplasm. NCBI's taxonomy places the organism in Eukaryota, Metazoa, Chordata, Actinopteri, Labriformes, Labridae. Gene Ontology annotation, molecular function: calmodulin-dependent protein phosphatase activity; calmodulin binding. The transcript has 14 exons. The record is from RefSeq and is a predicted model, not a curated record.
AAACAUUUGCGUGGGAGUUCCCUUCACCGCCAUGUCGGGAUAUUGCACAUCUCUCCCUCCCUCUCCUCCUCUCUCUCUCUAUCUCUCUCUCUCUCUCUCCCUCUCUCGGUGCAUCCUCCCCCACAUUAACAGCUUAGCACAGCAGCAGCAGCAGCAGCAGCUCCUACAGCAUCCAGCAUCCAUCCAUCCCCGCCUGCCUGCCUGGGGAGCAGCAGUCCUACCCGGCAGCACCGACGCACGGAGGGGGCGCAUCAUCCAAGUGAUGCCACAUUAUCAGUCGCAUUUCGACAACAAAAACUGCGAGUAGAUCCUAAAAAAGAAGGGAGAGAAAUCGCUUCAGCCACGAAGACAGCAACUGCCCAUGAAGAUGUCUAACGCUGACAUCGUCUUAAACGCCGCCGACAGAAUGGUGAAAUCUGUCCCCUUCCCCCUGAGCCACCGCCUUACAUUGAAGGAAGUGUUUGACUGCGAAGGGAAACCGCGGGUGGAUCUCCUGAAGGCUCACCUCACCAAGGAGGGCCGCGUGGAGGAAGCUGUGGCACUUCGAAUCAUCAGCGAGGGAGCAUCGAUCCUGCGUCAAGAGAAAACUAUACUGGACAUUGAGGCACCAGUCACAGUGUGUGGUGACAUCCAUGGGCAAUUCUUUGAUCUCAUGAAGCUGUUUGAAGUGGGAGGAUCACCAGCCACAACCCGGUACCUAUUCCUUGGGGACUACGUCGACCGCGGCUACUUCAGUAUUGAGUGUGUUUUAUACCUCUGGUCGCUGAAAAUCCUCUAUCCAAAGACACUAUUUUUACUUCGUGGGAACCAUGAAUGUAGACAUUUGACAGAAUAUUUCACCUUCAAACAAGAAUGUAAAAUCAAGUACUCAGAGCAGGUGUACGACUCGUGUAUGGACGCGUUUGACUGCCUUCCCCUGGCUGCCCUCAUGAAUCAACAGUUUCUGUGUGUCCACGGUGGACUCUCACCUGAAAUACACACCUUAGACGACAUUAAAAAGUUGGAUCGGUUCAAGGAGCCUCCAGCGUUCGGGCCCAUGUGUGACCUGCUGUGGUCUGAUCCUCUGGAGGAUUUCGGCAAUGAGAAAACCCAGGAAUAUUUCAGCCACAACACAGUGCGAGGCUGUUCCUAUUUCUACAGUUAUCCAGCUGUAUGUGAGUUCCUACAGAGCAAUAACCUAUUAUCAAUCAUCCGAGCACAUGAAGCACAAGAUGCAGGCUACCGGAUGUACCGUAAAAGCCAGACGACUGGAUUCCCAUCUCUCAUAACCAUCUUCUCAGCGCCAAACUACCUGGAUGUUUACAACAACAAAGCUGCUGUGCUGAAAUAUGAAAAUAACGUCAUGAACAUCCGACAGUUCAACUGUUCACCUCAUCCCUACUGGCUGCCAAACUUCAUGGACGUCUUCACCUGGUCUCUGCCAUUUGUUGGAGAGAAAGUCACAGAAAUGCUGGUGAACAUUCUGAGCAUCUGCUCUGAUGAUGAGCUCAUGAAUGAUGAAGAUGAGAUCUUUGAUGCCAAUGCAGCUGCAGCACGCAAGGAGGUGAUCAAAAACAAGAUACGUGCCAUCGGGAAGAUGGCCAAAAUGUUCUCAGUUCUCAGAGAGGAGAGUGAAAAUGUGUUGACGCUUAAGGGCCUGACGCCCACUGGCAUGCUGCCGAGCGGGGUUCUCUCUGGAGGCAGACAGACACUGCAGAGUGCCACCAUUGAAGCCAUUGAAGCCAUCGAGGAGCAGGAUAAGGACGGAGAAGCCAUCCGAGGCUUCUCUCCCCAGCACAAGAUCACCAGCUUCGCGGAGGCGAAGGGCCUUGACCGCAUCAAUGAGCGCAUGCCCCCUCGCAGGGACGGGGUGAACCACGUUGGUCACUCCAUGGGGAAGAUGAAUAUGUCAGAGGCGAACGGCACCGAUGACAACAGCAACCUCCAGUGAUGCGCUGACUGAGCCUCACAACCGUGCCGCUGUUGAGCUGUGCAGCAAGACAUUGCCAAAUCGGGAAUUCAGGCCUCAGAAAUAAACCAGGCCCACAGACAGAACAUGAAAUCUGCAGCAAAUCUACUCUAAAUGGGCGAAAAGGUCAUUUUUUUCAUGACGGUAUGUCAUCGCACAGAUUGGGGGAGGGGGGGAGCAGAAGUGGAGGAGAAUCUGACAGGCUGCAGCUUGACAGAAAGAGUGUGGUUGAAAGAUGUUUCAGCCUGUCGUUCCCUUUCUUGAAAGAAUUACAGACUGAAUUGUUGGGGGCUGUGUUGUACCGAGUGCUGACAAAUGUCUGCUCCUUCAUUGCAGGGCCUGACAGAUGACAUAAUUGCAGUAUCCAUGCCACAUGAAUCAUUUUACUGUUUCCUAAGUGUUUAUUAUGAAUCACUCACAAGUUCACUUCAUGAGGACACUAAUCUUGUUUACCUUCAUGUUUUGCUAGUAUUAACAAGUCACACCACUUUGUGAGCAAGAAAGCAAAUAGAAAGGAAGCGAAUUGUGUACCUCUUAGAACUUGCAGUGCAAUCUUACCAGUGGACUUGAAUUUUAUUGAUUUACCUUGUCGUAAGAUGCUGCUAUGCUGAGAAGGGGAAGAGGACAGGAUGCUCUUCUGUAGGAACUGCUCUAGCUGGAUCUGUCCCCAUACUCUCCAGGAUCGCUCCUUUCCUCUCCUCCCUUGUUAUCAGUCAUCUCCUAGCAAGAAUUUCAUUGGAGGGGAUGAGGAAAGAAGGGGAGGGGAGGAAAGGAGCAUUCCAAAAUGUAAACACCAGAUUAAACAUCUAAAGAUCUGCCCACUUCACAUAAAGAUGCAGUAUCAUCUAAGUACGUAGGUGAAUGUCAAAGGUUAUACUUCCAUUCAAACCAUCCUUUGAGUUAUAUUUUAGUCCCUCUACUUUAGUACACUUCAUUGAAGCUUAGCAUUUUUUAAGACUAUACCUCACACAAGCAAAAUCAUGCAAAAUCAUGCAACUCACUCUCUGUAAAGUGUACACUUGAGCAUCCUCCGCUGAAGAUCGGAUCAUGGUUUUCUCAUCUUCUCUGCAUCGCUAUGACCGGCAGCAUUCAUCUCAAGUUUCUGGAUCACAGGGAAAACAAGAAGAUGCCAUCUUGAACUUCAGGGUGGACUUUGCCGUCAUACACUACCUGAUUAUGUCUAACCUGCUUGUUGCUGAAGAGAGAGUAAAAGAAAAACAAAAGCG